GAGGGCGGGCAAGAUGGCGGCGCGGCCGGCCGCCCUGAGGGAGCCGGGGUUGCGGUUGCUCCCGCUGCUGCUGCUGCUGCUGCUGGGGCCCGGGGCCCGGGCGGAGGCCGCGCGGGACGAUCUGCGCGAGGAGCUGGUGGUCACCCCGCUGCCCUCGGGGGACGUGGCCGCCACCUUCCAGUUCCGCACGCGCUGGGACUCGGAGCUGCAGCGGGAGGGAGUGUCUCACUACAGGCUGUUCCCCAAGGCCCUGGGGCAAUUGAUCUCCAAGUACUCGGUGCGAGAGCUGCACCUGUCGCUGACCCAAGGCUUCUGGCGGACCCGCUACUGGGGCCAACCCUUCCUGCAGGCUCCGGCCGGCGCCGAGCUCUGGGCCUGGUUCCAGCCUUCUGUCACCGAUGUCGAUAAGUCCUGGAAGGAGCUCAGCAACGUCCUCUCUGGGAUCUUCUGCGCCUCCCUUAACUUCAUCGACUCCACCAAUACCGUCACCCCCACGGCUUCCUUCAAACCCUUGGGGCUGGUCAACGCCACGGAUCACCGGCUCCUGCGUUACGCCGUCCUGCCCCGCGAGGUGGUCUGCACCGAGAACCUCACCCCGUGGAAGAAGCUGUUGCCCUGCAGCUCCAAGGCCGGCCUCUCGGUGCUGCUCAAAGCCGAGCGUCUGUUCCACAGCAGCUAUCACUCCCAGGCCGUGCACAUCCGCCCCGUGUGCAGAGACGCCCGCUGCACCAGCGUCUCCUGGGAGCUGAGGCAAACGCUGACGGUCGUCUUCGACGCCUUCACCGCGGGGCAGGCGAAGAGAGACUGGUCGCUCUUCCGCAUGUUCUCCCGCACCCUGACGGAGGCCUGCCCCCUGGCCACGCAGAGCCGCGUCUACGUGGACGUCUCCGGCGGCGCCCAGGACGGCGAGGCCCCGGAGGUGAGCCCGCCCCCCGGGGACACCUACCGAGCCGUCGUCCUCGGGGAGCGGAGGACCUACGCCGUCUUCGACCUGCUGGACCCGGCUACCUUCAACAGCUCCCGGAGCCUCAAUCUCCAGCUCAAGUGCAAGCGGCCCCGGGACGGGGCUGCUCCCCUCCCGGUGCCCUUCUUGCACGCGCAGCGCUACGUGAGCGGCUACGGGCUGCAGCAGGGGGAGCUGAGCACCCUGCUGUACAACACCCACUCCUACCGGGCCUUCCCCGUGCUGCUCCUCGAGACGGUGCCCUGGUACCUGCGCCUCUACGUCCACACGCUGGUCAUCACCACCAAGGGCAAGGAGAACAAGCCGAGCUACAUCCACUACCAGCCGGCCCAGGACCGACGGCGGCCCCACCUCCUGGAGAUGCUCAUCCAGCUCCCGGCCAACUCCGUCACCAAGGUGUCCAUCCAGUUUGAGCGCGCCCUGCUCAAGUGGACCGAAUACACCCCCGAUCCCAACCACGGCUUCUACGUCAGCCCGUCGGUGCUCAGCGCCCUGGUGCCCAGCGUGGUGGGGGUCGAGACGGCCGACUGGGAGGAGAGCCCUCUGUUCGCCACGCUGUUCCCCGUGUCCGACGGGUCCAGCUACUUCGUCCGCCUGUACACGGAGCCCCUGCUGGUGAACCUGCCGACGCCGGACUUCAGCAUGCCCUACAACGUCAUCUGUUUGACCUGCACCGUGGUGGCCGUGUGCUACGGCUCCUUCUACAACCUCCUGACCCGCACCUUCCACCUGGAGGUGCCCAGCCGGGGCGGCCUGGCCAAGCGCCUGGCAAACCUGAUCCGCCGGGCCCGCGGCGUCCCCCUUCUCUGAUCCGCCGGGCCCGGGGCGAACCCCUUCUCUCGUUCGCUGGGCCCCGGGCACACCCCUUCUCUGAUGGGCUGCGCCCGGGGCGUUUCCCCGUCUCUGAUUUGUCAGGCCCGGGGCAUCCCCCUGUCUCAGAACCACUGGACCCGGGAUGUCUCCCUUCUCAGAACCGUGGGGCCCGGGGCGUUCCCCUUCUCGGAUCCACCUGGCCGAGGGGUGUCCCCCUUCUCUGAUCCGCCGGACCCGGGAAGUCCCCUUUCUCUGAUCCGCCGGGUCUGGGGAUUCCCCUUCCCCGAACCGCUGGGCCCGGGGCGUCCCCCUUCUCCGAACCGCCGGGCCCAAGGUGCCUCCCUUUUCAGAACCACGGGGCCCGGGGCGUCCCCCUUUUCUCAUCGACCGGUCCCGGGGCGUCCCCCUUCUCUGAUGCGCUGGGCCUGGGGCGCCCCCCCCUUCUCUGAUCCACCUGACCGAGGGACGUCCCCCUUCUCCGAUCCGCCGGACCCGGGUCGUCCCCCUUCUCUGAUUCGCCGGGCCCGGGGCAUCCCCCUUCCCUCAUCUGCCGGGUCCAGAGCGUUCCGCUUCGAUUCGCCGGGCCCGGGGCUUCCCCCUUCUCUGCUGCGCCGGGCCCCGGGCGUCCCCCUUCUCUGAUCCGCCGGACCCGGGGCGUCCCCCUCCUCUGAUUCGCCGGGCCCAGGUUGUCCCCCUUCCCUGACCCGCUGGGCCCGAGGCGUCCCCCUUCUCUGAGCCCACUCUCUCCACCCCCAAGGCAGCUGCUGAAUCAGAUACCGCCCCGAUGCCUUCCCUCCUCCCUGGCGUCUCUGCCCUGGGUGGCCUUUUUUGAGAACUCACAGUUGGCCACAUGGGUGGUCCCGGGACGCUGAGGGGAGACCCGGGUGGGGCUGUGUGGGAGGCGUCUUGGGGGGAGAAAGCAGGGAGGAAGGAGUGAAGAGGGAGGGAGAGGGUUGGGGAAUAAAGUGUAGCUACUGCCCUAACUCAUCGCGGGCCUUAAUUCUACGAGGCGGUGGGGAAGGAGCAGGGCGAGAGCAGGUUCUCUUACCUGCCAGGGUCCGGGAGCCCUGAGGAAAGCCCCAAGGUGGGGUAGUGGGGGAACUGCCCACCCCCGGGGCCACGGGGCUGCCCCCGGACCUGGGCCGGGGGAGGUUGCGGAGGGAGACGGCAGACGCCGACUCUGGUGUCCGCCGGCUCUCUCUCGGGGGGCGUCUUGGCACCAAACUGAGGUGGGUAUCCCCGCCGAGGCCAAGCGGGAGGGAAGCGGUGGCUCCUGGGCUGUAGACGGGUAGUUCUCUGUGGGUCUGGUUUAUAACCCUGAGCCCGCAGAGGGGAGUGGCCCCUUAGGCUGGAGCAGGGGCUUGGUUCUGCUUCGAAGGGUAACGGACGUGAAGCGUGGGUGCGGGCUCCCCCUCCCCAAUCCAUGCCCUCCAGCGGGCACCGGACCCCGGGGUCACGGCAGGAUGGGCAGAAACGCGCUAAACUGUCCCGUUCGGGGUAUCGGUGGCCGAUCCCCCCCUUUAUUGUCCUGGUGGGGAUGCUCUGUGCCUCGGGGUCAGAGGGGCAAGAAGGGGAGGGAGGACUCGAGUCACGGGGCAGAGGGGAUGGCAGUGCCCGCCUCCUCCCCUGGCCUCGCGGGUCCUGGCUCCGGUCGGCCCCCGGGCAAGCAUAGUCUUUCCUCGCUCUGUCUUUCUAAUUCCCGCAAAGGGAGUGAAAGUCAAGCUCUGCUCACUGCGGUGCGGGACCCAGACCCACCUCCCUUUGCCCCGCCAGGUCAAAGAAAGCCCUGCCCGAGAGAAAGAGCACGGGACUGGGUGAAAGGCAGCCUGGGUUCCGGUCCUGGCUUCGUGAGAGGCCCGCUGUGGGACGCCGAACGAGUCAAACGACCCCUCCGGGCCGCAGUUUUCUCAGCUAGAAAAAGGGCCUACGCCUACUCACUCUGCAUUUAAGAUCUGGAGUCCCUUGUGGGUCGUGGAUUGGGUCUGGCCUACCUUGUACCUAUCGCGGGGCUUAGCACGUAGCGUGCAUCUAAUAAAGAGUGUUACUAUUACUGCUA
Ornithorhynchus anatinus (platypus) is the source of this 3833-nucleotide messenger RNA. It is a transcript of the gene PIGT, whose product is annotated as phosphatidylinositol glycan anchor biosynthesis class T. The coding region runs from base 14 to 1774 and encodes 586 amino acids. Gene Ontology annotation, cellular component: GPI-anchor transamidase complex. Gene Ontology annotation, biological process: attachment of GPI anchor to protein. The transcript is spliced from 12 exons. Lineage: Eukaryota; Metazoa; Chordata; Mammalia; Monotremata; Ornithorhynchidae. The record is from RefSeq and is a predicted model, not a curated record.